Messenger RNA from Cololabis saira (Pacific saury), 1834 nucleotides. RefSeq lists its product as uncharacterized. Lineage: Eukaryota; Metazoa; Chordata; Actinopteri; Beloniformes; Belonidae. The coding region runs from base 90 to 305 and encodes 71 amino acids. Gene Ontology annotation, molecular function: G-protein beta-subunit binding. Gene Ontology annotation, biological process: G protein-coupled receptor signaling pathway. The record is from RefSeq and is a predicted model, not a curated record. Gene Ontology annotation, cellular component: heterotrimeric G-protein complex. The transcript has 3 exons.
UUUCGGGCAGUCGCAGCUCAUUUCCGCUCCGCUGUGGUCGUUUUAAUAAAACACACUUUUUUAGGUGUUGACCAUCGACGGCGGUCGUCAUGUCCAACAACAAUGCCAGCAGCAACUUAAUUAUGGCUCAGAGGGCCGUGAAGCAACUCAGGUUAGAGGCCAGUAUCCGCAGGAUCAAGGUGUCCCAGGCGGCUGCUGACCUGAAGAACUUCUGUUUGCAAAAUGCCUCCAAGGACCCUCUUCUGAUGGGAGUGCCCUCCAGUGACAACCCCUUCAGACCCCCCAAGUCCUGCUCGCUUUUCUGAGCAGCUUGGAGAGCAAGAAGGAUUGGUGGAUUUCCCCCAUCAGAGUCUGUCUUCACUUCUGAAAAAUAUUACCGUAGAUCUCUCAGCACCUCCUCUUUGGAUGAUGCACAUGGUGCUGAUGGGUUGAAGAGGUGUGGGGCUGGGGUGUGAGGUUGGAUUGGUUCACUCGUUUGCCAAAACAGAUCACAUAUCACAUGAAAGCAGGGCAAAACUACAUGUCCAACGAGUAGGCAGAAGAUGUUCACAACAGUAACUUGACUAAUGAUUAAUCUCUCGGUUCUCUCGGUACUCAGCAUGUCCAGCCUCAAUUUAAGGAGCUUAAUGGUGUUUGUUUCCAGUCAAGGGAGAUUGAAACCGUGGUAAUGGUUUUGAAAGUGCAGCUUCCUUUUUUUCCUGAAAGAAAAACAAAUUUAAACCAGGUGCUGAUCAGGAAAAGCAACAAGUCCUUUAUACUGUUUCAUAUUAUGCAUCUCUAUAAAAACACUACAGAAAUAAGAGUAAGAUUUAACUACAUGGCUAACAGACACAUUUAUUUUUUUCGAUCAGAUGAUACUUUUAAGUAAUCAUGAAUUAGAUUUUUUUUUUUUAAUUUAGGUGUUAGGUCCCUUGCACACCAACUGUGUCGCGCUGAGCUGGGUGUCAGCAAUAUAGUGGGCUGGGAAUUGUGGAGUUUUUAAAAUCUCCCACAAUUGAUGGUAGGUUUUUAGCCACUGGUUCAUAAUGCCGUGUCACCAGCAACAAAGUUUGGGGAAUUGUGAAGGAGCUCUGUUUCCAUAGCGACCGAUUCAGUGUGUACUUUGGGCUCAGUCAUCAAACUAGAUGGAUGCGUCAUGUGCCUCGUUUCGUUGCGGUUGCGCGAUUAUACAUCACAGCCAGCAGCGGUCAAAGUUCAAUCCAGUAGAAAUGUUCCCUGUCGGAUCACAGCGAGCUCCAUGCUGCAGUGAGCGUGCGCCCUGCUCGGCACAGUUACAUACUUGCUGCACUGCUGCGACUCGUUGAAAUAAAUGGGUUUCGAGGGGCAGCAGUGCAGUCGCCACUUUCAGUGUGCAAGAGGAUUUACUGUUACCCUGAUCAGGUACUACAACACGGUACAGAUGUUAACCCUCUCAGUUUAGAGCAUGUGGGAAAAACUGUUCAUCCAGCCUCUCUCUCUCUCUCUCGCUCGCUCGCUCGCUCACUCUUAUUUCUUUUUUUGUCUUAGUCUGCACAUGUUAGAUCUUGUAAUUAAUUAAAAAAAAAUGAAAAAAAAAGCAACAAAAAAAACUAAUGAAGGCCUUACACUUUUUGGAUAUAGAAAAUUUUAUGUAUUGUCACGUUAAAUACUCAAUGUUCAUAUCCCUGUUGAAAUCCUCCAUUAUUGUAUUUAAUUGAUUACGCUGAAUGAUCUGUUGCAUUAAUGGGUUUUCGCACUGUAAUCAAUCUGCAAUCAACCAAAACCUUUACUGCUGUUGGCCUUUUUCUUUAACAUUGUAAUUGUGGUUGAUUGUUUGGAAAAAAAAUUAAAGAAAUUUUUCACAUUCUGAUUUCAA